GCAACGUGCGGCUGCGCACAUUUAAUGCGCGCUACUAAGCAUGCGCGAGUCCUGUAACUUCCAGCACUGUUACCGUUACUGCGUUCUUCUGAAUCCAACCACCGUGAGUGCUAUAAGGUUAUCACAGAGGACGAUUCGGAAAGAUUUUGAAGAGAAGAGAUUUUUGAGGCGAGUAUCCGAGUUCUUCUGGUGUGCAGAGGAUUUCUUAUUGAAGAUUUCUGGACGAUUUUUGAGGAGAGUAUGAAAGUAGUUAAAUAUUCUGUUUCGCGUAAAUGUUUUCACCGGUUAUCUGCUAGGCAACGAAGACGAAUUGCUUUAGAAAUUAAAGAUACUUUGCAUUUCAAUGUUGCACAAGAUUCUGUUACGCCUGAACAGCCGGAUAAUGCUGCUUCUUCUAUUCACGGUGAUGAUUCCUCUCAAACAGACAAAGUUUCUUUUACAGACGAUGUUGCUAACUAUAUCUCUAAUGUUACGUAUACCGAUAAUCUCGAUAAUGAUAUAUUGUCUAUUAGUAAUGAUAAUGACAGUGAAUAUUCCACUUCCUCAUUUCUCAGUACUUCCAAUGACGAAACAUUUCAAGAUCGUUUGGCUGCGUGUUUUGUUAAUAAUAAUAUUACACAUGUGCAAUGCAAUAAUAUUUUAUCUGUUCUUCGAACACACACAUGCUUCUCUUCGUUACCAAAAGAUGUUAGAACUCUUCUAAAAACUCCACGUACACCUGUUGUCGUAUCCAAAGUAGAUCCAGGAAAAUAUAUUCAUUUCUCUCUUGAAGCAGAAAUUAUUAAAACUUUAUCAUGUCUUCCUUCGGUAUCUGUACCACGUAAAUUAGAAAUCGACUUUAAUACAGAUGGAUGUAGUUUAGAUAGAGUAGGAAGUAAUCAUAUCUGGCCAAUCCAAUGUAGACUUGCAAAUAUUAAAUAUACAAGGCCAAUAAUAAUUGGAAUAUAUAGUGGUGCUGAGAAACCACAUAAUCCUAAUUUAUUUUUUGAAAAAUUUGUUGCUGAUGUUAACAAUGUAAUAAGCAACGGUGGUAUAGAUUUUGCUGGUAAUAAGAUACCAAUACGUUUAAGAUGUUUUAUAGCCGAUGCACCAGCUCGUGCUUUUGUCCUUAAUCAUAAAGGUCAUACAUCUGGAAAUCCUUGUUCGAAGUGCAAAGUUUCUGGUUUACGAUAUGAAGACAGAUAUACAUUUGGUGGUGUUAAUCAUCCUCUUCGAACAAAUGAAGAAUAUCUAAGGUGUAUAGAUGAAGAUCAUCACAAAGAUGGCAAAAGCCCAUUGUCAAUGUUACCCAUAGGUAUGGUUUCACAAGUUCCCUUCGAAUAUAUGCAUUUAGUAUGCUUGGGCGUUAUGAAGAAACUUUUAUCCGCAUGGAUAUGUGGUAAAUAUACACGUUUUUCAAAAUUACCAGCAAGAUCCAUCGCUAUAAUAUCUCAAAGAUUAGAUAAUCUUAAAACAUAUUGUCCAUCAGAUUUUGCAAGACGUCCUAGAGCAAUUAAUGAGUUUUCUAAAUACAAGGCAACAGAGUUUCGUCAAUUUCUAUUAUAUACAGGUCCAGUAGUAACAUACGGUCUUCUGAAUCACCAAGUAUAUACUCAUUUUUUGUUUUUGCAUACUGCCAUAAGAAUAUUGAUUUCUAAUUCACCAUCAAAAGUAUAUUUAAACUUUGCUGAACUUGCUCUACAAAAAUUUGUCGCUCGAUGUGAAAAUCUUUAUGGUUUAUCAUUUAUUUCAUAUAAUGUGCACGGUCUUCUUCAUCUCACAAAUGACGUGAGACAAUUAGGUCCUCUUGAUUCGUUUUCUGCUUUUCCUUAUGAAAAUAAUAUGCCAGUUUUCAGAAAAUACUGUAGAAAACCUAAUUUUCCUCUUCAACAGUUUUACAAUAGAAUGUCAGAAAUGGAAACUUGUGGAACAAAUUUGCAUCGUGGUGAAACUUAUUUUUCUAAACUCACUAAUUCUUCUACGCAAGUAUUUUCAGCGCAUAAUAAAGGUCCUCUUCCACCUAAUAUUAAUCCAAACAGCUAUCAGUAUCGGAAAUUAAUAUUCAACAAAAUUUUGCUGAGUUUGGAUAUACGAGAUAAUUGUUGUAUUUUACACGACGGAUCAAUUUGCCUCAUUAUUAAUAUCUUAGUGGACAAUGCCACAUAUUAUCUGGUUGUAAAAAAAUUUCAAAAAGUAGAUUCAUUCUAUGAUGUUGGUAUUUUGUCCUCAACAAUUCAAAUAUUUAAAUGUUCCGCAAUAAGCAAUGAAAUUUUUUGUAUUGAAGUGAAUCAGGUACGUUUUAAAUGUUAUAAAAUGCCUUAUUGGAGUGAUUCAUCGAUAGGUGAUAGUAGUGACAUAGAAAGGAAAACAGAAUCUCCAGAAUGACUAAUAAAAUACAGGUUAGUAUAAUGGUGUCAUAUAUUUCUUUUACUCAGUUUAAUUAGAACGGUAAUAAUAAUUGAUUCUUCAAAUAU
Molecule: messenger RNA, 2453 nt
Organism: Vollenhovia emeryi
Lineage: Eukaryota; Metazoa; Arthropoda; Insecta; Hymenoptera; Formicidae
Exons: 2
Coding region: 241-2364 (707 amino acids)
Source: RefSeq, a predicted model, not a curated record